AUGUCGGAUCCCCCCCAAUCCCCUUCGAAGGAGGUCGAGGCAGGUGUACAAUCACCCGACGAUGAAGCACAAAUGAACGACCCUCAAGACCCACACAGCGGCCUCGGCUACGAGUUUGAAGUGAAGGAGCAGGAUAGAUGGCUGCCCAUAGCCAAUGGUGAGCAAGAUUCCCUUCUUCAUCUGCCCUCUGAUUUGCGCGCAUUGUUUGUUUGGUGUCGAUGUCUUGCUGUAAGCUACGGAGUCCCUGACGACUGCUGUGGACAACCGCGCAUAAGCACAUUAUCCAUGUCGAACGAUUCGUCGUCUCAGUCGCCGGAAGCGCCUCGCGCCACAUCCAAAGCGGAAAAGUAUGAUGUGUACGAUGCUAAUAUUCGCAACUUUGCACCAGUCGCCCGUAUCAUGAAGCUCGCUCUUCCAGAGAAUGCCAAAAUCGCAAAGGAGGCCAAGGAGUGCAUGCAGGAGUGCGUGAGCGAAUUCAUCAGUUUCAUUACGAGUGAAGCAUCCGAGAAGUGCCACCAGGAGAAGAGAAAGACUGUCAAUGGCGAGGAUAUUCUGUUUGCAAUGACGUCUCUUGGUUUCGAGAACUACUCCGAGGCCCUGAAGAUCUAUUUGUCCAAAUACAGAGAACAGUCUCAGUCAAACAGGGGCGAGAACCAACAGAACCGCCCAGGUAGCCAAGGGUACGGAGCUGGGGCUCCUGGUGGGUCUGCUGCUGCCGGAGCCCCGGGUUUCCAAGGCGCCGAGUCGGUCGAGGGAGGUGAUGGCUAUAUGUACAGCCAGGGUCACAACGGGUCGGCCGGAGAAGGUUACUAG
Molecule: messenger RNA, 813 nt
Organism: Pestalotiopsis fici W106-1
Lineage: Eukaryota; Fungi; Ascomycota; Sordariomycetes; Amphisphaeriales; Sporocadaceae
Exons: 4
Coding region: 1-813 (270 amino acids)
Biological process (GO): regulation of transcription by RNA polymerase II
Cellular component (GO): nucleus; CCAAT-binding factor complex
Molecular function (GO): DNA-binding transcription activator activity, RNA polymerase II-specific; RNA polymerase II cis-regulatory region sequence-specific DNA binding; protein heterodimerization activity
Source: RefSeq, a predicted model, not a curated record